CUCGGUACUCUUCUUAAAAUAUCUUGCUUCAACUUCUCGCUCAAGCGAUCAAAAAAAAAAAAAAAACUUCUCGCUCAAGGCAGGGAGGGCUUUCAACCGACAGCCGCCGAACCGGAGACAAUGCGGCUUCGCCCUCCAGCCGCCGGAAUGGAGUUCGCCGUCGUCGAGGGAGAGUCGUUCUCGCCUUCCUGCCCCACGCUCAUCAUGCCAGCGUUGUCGAUUGGCAACGUGGGCCAGCUCGCCGUCGACCUUCUGAUAUCCUCGGCGAGGGCGAGGCGGGUGGCCUUCCUCGAUGAGCCAUCCGUGCUGCCCUGUGCCGGCAACGACGCCUUCGGCCCCGAUGCCGUGGGCGACCUCGCGCUCGCUCUGGAAGCUUAUGAAUCUACAUCUCAUGGCCUGGCUUUCAUUCAGCAAAGAUCUCCUGUUAUUACAGGCAUGAUGGUUUCAUUUGCAAAAAAUGUUGCUGAUUUCAUAAGUAACAUUGGAAAGGACCAUAUUGUUAUUCUUUCGAGUUUAGAUUCUGGCAAGAGGAGGGUUAUUGAUGCUUCAAGUAACAUGCAGGUAUAUUACCUUUCAAGUUGCAAUGAAGAUGGUUCUGAUCCAGAAUAUGAGAAAUUGGGUUGGAAGAAACUUGAGGAGUAUGAUCCAUCUCAUAAACGUUGGAGUUGUCUUACUGGCCUAGUUGAGGGUGGUGAUUUUUCAGAAGAUAUGGUUGAUGACACUGAUGAGAUGACAAUAAAUGAUUAUUAUGCAAGCUUGCCAUUUGCAGCACUGUUCUAUGCCUGCAGGGCUAAAGGUUUGAAAGUUUCUUGUGUACUGUGCUACUGCUCAGAAGGUGACAACAUGCCUGAAUCUUUCCAGUUAGCUGAGGCAGUAUGUAAACUUCCAGGUCAUGGCCCUGAGAAAUUACAUGGAAAUGGGUCGAAUGGAUGGACUGUUCCCUUGUCAUGGAAAUCAGUCUAUGGACCACCACCUGAUAUGUCUAUCUUCUAGUGGUGUGCACUGAUCUGGUGAAGUUGCCAUCAUGGAAAAUGCUGAAUUUAGAGUCGAGGAUGUUGAACUCUUACAUGAGGUUGUGUACCAGAAGUAUCCUGGAAGGUGAGUUGUAGGUGUUUAUGGUCACGUGAUUAAAACUCUUUCCCUGUGGAACUACUGGAGGCACCGUGAUAAUUGAACCCUGGGAUAAAUCAAUCGGAAUACCUUUUAUAACUGACAGUUGUGGCUGCUAAAAAGUCAGAUCUUUGUCAAUUCAGGUCUGCUAGAGUGGUUACGCUUGUUGCUUACCAUGUGCAAUCUCUAAUCAAACCAUGGAAAUUCCAAGCC
Panicum virgatum (switchgrass) is the source of this 1323-nucleotide messenger RNA. Its product is annotated as proteasome assembly chaperone 2-like. Gene Ontology annotation, biological process: proteasome assembly. The coding region runs from base 121 to 993 and encodes 290 amino acids. The transcript has 8 exons. Gene Ontology annotation, cellular component: cytosol; nucleus. Lineage: Eukaryota; Viridiplantae; Streptophyta; Magnoliopsida; Poales; Poaceae. The record is from RefSeq and is a predicted model, not a curated record.